This is a messenger RNA of Closterium sp. NIES-65, 2643 nucleotides long. NCBI's taxonomy places the organism in Eukaryota, Viridiplantae, Streptophyta, Zygnematophyceae, Desmidiales, Closteriaceae. The record is from the annotation of a GenBank genome assembly.
AUGGGCUCCCUUCCCCCGCCAUACCUCCGCCAUUCCGCCGCCGCCCCGCCUCUACCUUCUUCCGCCAUCCCUCCGCGAUUUCAUAUCCGCACACUCUCGCUCUCGCGCGUCCUCUCCGCGCCUUCAUCCCGCCUAUCACAGGAAAGCGCCCCCCGCCUCACCUCAGAGGGUGCAGCGGCAGGAGCGGUUUUAUCAUCCCCUUCAUCCCCUCCGCACUUCCCCACUCUCCCCUCACCUUCCCCCACCUCAUUGGCCCUUGCACGGCAGUGGGUGUGGGAUGAUUGGGGCGGCUGCAAUCCCGCGCUAACCUCUUGGCCCUUUCGCCCCCCUCCUUUCGCCCCCCUCCUUUCGCCCCCCUCCUUUCGCCCCCCUCCUUUCGCCCCCCUCCUUUCGCCCCCCUCCUUUCGCCCCCUUCCUUUCGCCCCCCUCCUUUCGCCCCCCUCCUUUCGCCCCCCUCCUUUCGCCCCCCUCCUUUUGCCCUCCUCUCCCCCUUCUCUCCCACUUCCUCCGUCCCAGCCCAUCUCCCCCAAGUGGCUGCCCAUGUAUUGGUGGCUUGCGUCCCUCCCCCCAAGCACACGGAAUCUUGCCCCAUGGGAGCCAAUCUCCCCCAAGUGGCUGCCCAUGUAUCGGUGGCUUGCCUCCCUUCCCCCAACCACACCCACCCUUGCCGCAUGGGAGGUGCGGCAGUGGGUGCAGCAGGAGUGGGGGCGAUUACCCCUAGAGCUCAGACGCACUCCCAUGCAGCGUAUAGUGCAGUACACUGUUACCGCUUUCCACCGCAUUAAACACCAGGGGGGGCUGGGGGUUGUGGGUGAGGGGAUGGUGCAAGGAGAGGGGUCGGUGGGGGGAGAGGAGGGGGAGGAGGAUGUGGUGGGAGAUGGUGAUGGGAUGGGGAGGGAGGCAGGGAGGGGGAGAGAUGGAGGGAGGAGGGACAGAGGGAGUGGGGGAGACAGAGGGAUGGGGAGAAGGGCAGAGAGGAGAAGAGGAGCAGGGGUUGGAGCCGAGGGUGUGGACUAUGAUGAGUGUCGGAGCAGUGGGGAGAGAGGAGAUGGGGAGGAGGGGGACGAGGAGGGGGACGAGGAUGGGGAAGGAGAGGAGGUGGGAGAAGAGCGGAGGGGAGGAGAGGGAGACGCUGGGAGGCGCAGGAGGCGGGGAGGAAGAAUGGCGACAUACACAGAGCAUCCCAUGAAAAAGCAGAGGGCAGUGGAAGCAGCGGUGGGAGGGGAGGCAGCAGAGGCAAAGGAGGUGGGGCGCUUGGUGCAGCAGCAGCACUGCGCUCUCGUGAACCACUUCAACAGUCGUCCGAAAGAUAAGGCAUUCACUGCCGUCGUUUGGAGGCACAUGCGUGGGCGCGGUGGUGGGGGGAGGGGAAGCAGCAGAGGCGCAGUGCAGGAGGUGGGGCGGUUGGUGCAGCAGCAGCACUGCGCUCUCGUGAACCACUUCAGCAGCCUCGUAUUGCUGCAGCACCACCUGUUGCUGCUGCAGGAAUGCAGCGUGGAGAGAACAGACAGCAAGAGGCUGGGUCAAGGGUAUAGGGGCCGGGAGGAGGGUAAGGGGAAGAGGGAGGAAGAGGGCAGAGGGGAGGAGCAGCAAGAGGGUAAGGGGAGCGAGGAGCAGCAGAGUGUGGGGCAGGGGGGGCAAGAGGGUAAGGGACAGGAGGACCAGAAUGGAGAAGGGAAGAGGGGUGGUGAGGGAGGGGAUUGUGAGAAGCAGACAAGUGCUGUGAGACGCCACGAGUUCGUCCCCCCAUGGAAGCCCCCUUUCGCCCCCCGCCACUGCUCUCAGAGAGAUGAAGGGCGCGAGGCGGGGAGGCACAGGGUGGGGAGGAGGCAGGGAGAGAGACAGGGGCCAGAGUCCAGAAUGGAGAGGAGCGGGGAGAUUCAUGAGUCAAGUCAGGAACGGGUUGUGGGGACGAGCUAUCCCCAACAAGAAGGGGCUGAGGGGCGUGGAGCGGGUCGGAGGCAGGGAGAGGGAGGAGUUGAGAGGUGUGGGGUGGGGCGGAGGCAGGGAGAGGGGGAGGGGCCAGAGGCACCGUUAAAGGCAUGGGUGGUGUGCAGUGUUGACUAUCACCGGUGUGACUUUAAGGGGGGGAGGAGCAGCGAUGGAGGUUCCAGGGAGGUGUGUGGGGGUGGAGGGAGAGGCAGGCGAGGAGGUGGGGAGAUGGCUGGGGGCAACUUGGGAGGGCAGGAAGGUACAAUGGAGGGGUGUGAAAAGGAAGCAGCGUUGGGUGAGGACGAGAAUGAGGAGGAGGUGAAGCAGGGAAGGAGGGAGGGGAUACGGAAUGGAGGGACAGAGCAUGCAGGGGAACGUAUGGGCAGCAGCGCAGUAGGGGGCAUGGGGAGGGGUGUGGGGGAUGGGGGUGUGAGUGCGGCAGUGAGGGCGAGGGAGUGUGGGCGGGGGUACAGGAGACUGGCUGGGUGGGGGGAGAGCGGAGGGGCGGAAAGCAGAGGGAGAUGGAUGCGAGCUAAGAGCGCCCAGGGCUACUCGUCUGUUUGGACAGGAUGGGGAUCACUGGACAACCCACGUAGAGGCCUGGGUUCGGUCCUCUGCCAAUCACGUGGUGACACGUGGCGGCCUACCUGGGCCAGCUACACCUCCCAUGCUGCUGACGCGCCCACCACUAACAUCAGCGAUGUGAGAUGA